Molecule: messenger RNA, 604 nt
Organism: Oppia nitens
Lineage: Eukaryota; Metazoa; Arthropoda; Arachnida; Sarcoptiformes; Oppiidae
Product: UPF0545 protein C22orf39 homolog
Exons: 3
Coding region: 77-559 (160 amino acids)
Source: RefSeq, a predicted model, not a curated record
AAAAAAGUCAUUUCAAUCAUGUGUUUCAUUGAAUAAGAUAUUGUGUAUUGAAAACAAACAAUAAACCGGACAACAGAUGCCAUCGGUGGACGAAUUUCCCGAAUCGGAGGUCAAGUUCGAGGCCGACAACAGUUUGCCGAACAACUCAUGGCUGGUGAGACCGUGCGAAAGAUAUCACUUUCAGUACAAAGAUUGUAAAUCCAUCAAAGCCCGUGUUCAUCAGUACUUCAUAUUUGGACAAUCGAUUGAUUGCAAUCAAUGGUACGAAGAUUACAUGAAUUGUUUGGACUAUCGCAAGACAACGGAUGUCAACUCAUUGCAAAAGGUCAUCGACAGCGAAAUGAAACGAAAAGACGAUCGAUUGGCAACUGUCAGGCAGAACGAUGUCUGGGAGUAUAGAAACAAACCACCGGAUGACUGGUCAAAACCAUUACCGAAAUGGUUUCAAGAGAAGACUAAAUCGUCAGUUUUGUUUCAAAAACAACAGCAAAGAGAAGAACUCAAGAAAAAUAAGUCUAAUUUACAACAAAAAGAUGAAAAUGAAAACAAAAAAUUUUAAUCAAAAAUAAAUAAAUAUUCAAAAAUCAUUUUAUUCAUUAUAAUU